Molecule: messenger RNA, 4155 nt
Organism: Protobothrops mucrosquamatus (brown spotted pit viper)
Lineage: Eukaryota; Metazoa; Chordata; Lepidosauria; Squamata; Viperidae
Product: complement C4-B-like
Exons: 31
Biological process (GO): complement activation
Cellular component (GO): extracellular region
Molecular function (GO): endopeptidase inhibitor activity
Source: RefSeq, a predicted model, not a curated record
UGAAGAAAGCAUCGGGCAGGACAGACGUGGUCCAGAGAUGUCCUCUCAAAACCGGUUCCUUCUUUGGCUAUCAUGGAUGGGGGCUCUGAUAGCGAUUAGCCAUCAAGCACCAAGGUUGGUGCUGGUUGCCCCCAGUGUGGUGACAGUGGGAACAGAUGUGCGGAUUGUGCUUCAGGUUGACGGUGCUUCCUCGGACCUCGCAGGGCACGUCUUUUUCCAAAAUGAGUUGACUGGAAAAAAAUGUUCUGAAGAAAAACCAUUCAGUCUUCCGUCCAAGCCUUCUGAUCCAUCCAAAAAAUUUGUGCAAGAUGUGACCUUGAAGGUGACACAGCGUCUUUUUGACUUUUGUGGCUUGAGCACCCAGCGGCGAAACCGCUACAUCCAACUUGUGGCCCACAGUUCUCAGCUCAACACCCCCAGGAACAUUCAAACCCUCAACCUGCGUUGGAGCGCACGAGAGGGGUACCUCUUGCUACAGACGGACAAGCCCAUUUACACCCCCCGGCAAAAGGUGAACUUCCGAGUCUUCCCUCUGGAUCACAAGUUACGUCCAACCAAUAAUCUCGUUGUUAUCACUGUGAAGAAUCCACGGGGAUUUCAGGUCAAGAAAAUUGAGCGGAGCGCACUUAAAUCUGUCAUAAAUGACCAUCUGUCAAUUCCUGACAUUGCUGAGCCUGGCAUUUGGACCAUCACGGCCAACUUUGCCCACGGGCAGAGCUUUAACACAACCACAGAGUUUGAAGUGAAAAAAUAUGUCCUGCCUCAUUUCGAAGUGAAGAUUGUCCCAGACCAGAAAUACAUCCUGGUCACCGGACAGCAAACACCUGACUUGCAAAUUAAUAUUCAGGCUAAUUUUUUCUAUGGGAAAGGGGUCACCGGCACAGCAUACGUGCGAUUUGGUGUGAUUGGUGAGAAUAAGGAAAAGGUCUUUAUCUCAGGACUAGUACAUCAAAUCCAGAUCGAGGAUGGUGAGGGCUCGAUGAUCUUGAAACGCAGCGUCCUCGCUGAGAAAGUGGGGCGCCCCCUGCAGGACCUUGUUGGGACAUCCCUUUACAUCGCAGCCUCUGUCAUAGAGACGGCUCGAAUCACCCUGCCGGAUGGCUCACCAGCCCCCAACCUCCCAGUCCACUUCAGAACCCACAUAACCGGGGCAGCAUCUCCCACGGAUCAACAGAUGAAUACCAAUAAGCAGGGAAUCGUGAGCUACAGAAUCAACGUGGCUCAAGGGUCUUCCUCAGUCACUGUCAAGCUAUCAGCGGGAACAGAGAGUCCAGCAGAAGCAACCCUGACCGCCAAAGCCACCAAGUCCCCCAGAGGCAACUAUCUGAUCAUUGAAAGUCCCCAAAGUUAUGGCUUGAACAUUGAAGACACCCUCACAAUUGGAUUGAAAGCCGUUGGAUCAAAUACCAUCACUGACAUCUACUACAUGGUUUUGAGCAAAGGUGACAUCAUCUCUGUAAACAGAGUUCCAGCUGGCAUUCUUACAGUAGCCCCUAUUCGUAUUACACCUAGUCUGAUGCCAACAUUCCGUGUUGUGGCCUAUUAUCAUAUUGGGGAUGAAAUUGUCUCUAACUCCAUAUGGUUGGAGGUUGUCUCCCGCUGCGAGGGGAAGCUGGAGAUUCGCUCCUCGGCAAACAUAGACCGCCUGCAGCCUCAGGCACGCCUGCCACUCACCAUAAACACGGAUGCCAAAUCCUUUGUCUCUCUCUCUGCCACGGAUGCUGCCGUUUACGCCCUCAACGGGAAGAAUCGGCUCACACAAGGCAAGGUAUGGUCCCUUCUGCUUCAGCCGCUCUCCUUGGCGCACGGAUGCGAAGAAAACGUUUCCCGGAAAAAGCGGUCCCUGUCAUUUCAACUUGAGAUGCAGAAGAAAGUUGCCAAAUACCGUACACCUGAUCAAAUUAAAUGCUGCAAGGGAGGCAUGGAGUUGCUUCGCAAAGCCCUGACAUGCGAUGAACGUGCCAAAAGGAUUAAGAAUAUCCAGUGCCGUGAAGUCUUCCUUGACUGCUGCCGUUAUGCUACCAAAUUACGUCGCCAGUCCUGGGGGUCCCAUGGUCUUGCAAGGGUCCAAGAUGAAGAUGAAGAAGAAUUUCUUGAUGAUGAGGUUAUCAUAUUGCGAAGAUUUUUCCCUGAGAGCUGGCUCUGGCAAACCUUCACUGUGGAUCAAACCCUCACAGAACACUUUCAUCUUCCCGAUUCCAUCACCACGUGGGAAAUACAAGCGGUUAGCAUGUCUUCUGAGAAAGGGAUUUGUGUUUCAGAGCCUUUCAAAAUUACAGUCUUCCAAGACUUCCACAUUUCUCUCCGGCUGCCAUACUCUGUGAAAAAGUUUGAACAGAUAGAGCUUCGUCCAGUGUUAUACAACUACCAGUCUGAUCCACUCAGCGUCUUAGUAUACUUGGAGCCAGCUGAAGGCAUUUGUUCCCCAGCAACGCUUGGCCCAGCACGGAAACGGAAGGUGGAGGUGCCAGGGAACUCUGCAAUUCCUAUACCCUUCGUUCUGGUGCCCAUGGGGGCGAGUGACAUCCCCAUCACCAUUGUUGCUCUUGGUGAAUGGGGGAUAGGGGACAAGGUUUCCAAGAAAUUGCGGGUCGAGAAAGAGGGUGCCAUCAGGAUAGAAGAAUAUACCGUUCCUCUUGAUAGUAAAGAUGAACGCACCAGAUCUACGAAGAUUUCAGGUGAAUUGCCAUCCAACGCCAUUCCUGAUGGAGACUUCAAGAUGAGCGUCCGUCUGACAGGAUCAGUUCCUGCUGACACCCUUCAGAGUUCUCUGGAUCCUGAUGGCAUCUCCUCCCUGCUGCGGGUGCCAAACGGAUGUGCGGAACAGACCAUGAUAUUGAUGGCCCCUGCAGUCUAUGCCAUGCAGUACUUGGACCAGACAGAACAGUGGCUCAAUCUGAAACCGGAAAGCAAAGAGGUUGCCUUAGCAAAUCUCCGCACAGGCUAUGCUAGAAUCCUCACCUAUCGGAAAAAUGAUGGAUCUUAUGGAGCUUGGAUCCACACCCCCAGCAGCACCUGGCUCACAGCUUUUGUGGUGAGGGUUUUGUCCCUGACUCGGAUCUACCAGGAGGUGGAUAGUGCCGGGAUCCGGAGAUCGGUGCAGUGGAUUCUGGAACAGCAACAGAAUGACAGUUCUUUCAGAGAUUCCCACCCUGUCUAUCACCGGGAGAUGCAGGGCGGUAUGGGUGGCCUCCGUGAUGGAGUCGCAUUGACAGCCUUUGUCACCCUCUCGCUGAAGCAAGCCUUGCCUAUAUAUAAAGCCAAAGAACAGGAAGAAGAGGCAGAAAGGCAGAAACAGGAACAGCUGAGCCGACUGAAAAAUAGCUUGGAACUCGCAACGGAGUAUCUUGCCAGAUCCCUGGAUGAUCAGUCUCAGGGGCCAUACCCUGUGGCCAUCAGCAGCUACGCCCUCGCUCUCUCUUCUAAGGACAAAUCCGCCAUUGCACGUGCUGGGAGCCGCCUACUGGAGCUUUCCUCAGAAGAUAAAAACAGCACCAUGAUAUAUUGGUUAGCGGACCGUCAGACAACGGUGCCUUCAGCUAUCUCAGUGGAGGCCACAAGCUAUGCCCUUCUCUACUUCUUGAAGCAAAAUGAUUCUGUAACAGCGAGCAAGAUAGCUCAGUGGCUGACUGAGCAGAGGAACUACGGAGGAGGAUUCAAAUCAACACAGGACACAGUGGUGGCUUUGGAAGCCCUUUCCAUCUACUGGAUCAGCACCUUCACGGAAGAAGGGAAUGAACUAACAGUAUCUCUUUCUGUCCCUGGGAAACACUUGCCUAUUCACAUUUACUUCGGAAGAUCCAAUGAUCCGAUCCAGGAAGAGCUUCAGUUUUCUUUGGGAAAAGACAUCGACGUAAAAGUGAAAGGGAAAGGGAAAGGAACUUUGACGGUUCUCAAGCAGUUUCAUGUUUUGGCUGUCCAGAACACCACCUGUCAAACCCUUGGGCUAGAAGUGACCGUGAGCGGCUCUGUUCGGCGAAAUUCUGAAGUGGAUGAUUACUAUUAUGAAUAUGAAGAUGAUCUUCUGCCCACAUCACAACCCGGUAGCCAGCCAUUGUCACGGAUUGAAUUAUUUGACGCCCGGCAGCGCCGAAAGAGGGAGACCAAAAGCACUGAAGAGUCAAAACAUGAUGUCACCUAUGAGGUCUGCUUCUG